UGUGGCCAGCCCAGGGCCGGGCUGCCCACCGUGCCAGCCCAGUUUCAAUGACCCACCUGAGGGUUUCCAUCGUGGGCCAGGGGACCGGCGUAGGCGGGCAUCCGGAGCCAGGCAGUGGCCAGCCCAUUCCGGGCAGGGUCAUAGGUGGGGCUGCAGGCCUCGAAGCCGCCAUGUGAAGGCAGCAGCGACCCCAGGCAGGGCGGGCCAGGUUGACCUUGCACCUGCUCUCCCCUUGGCCCUGCGGCCAUGCCGACCCUGGUCGUGGGCACGCCGCCCACCUGCCUGGGGGACACACCUCAGCCCCGCCACAAGAACAGCCAGAGGCAGGGCCCCUUCUCCCAUGGGGCCCCAGGGAGAGCAGCCGACUGGGAGGCUGUUGCCAAGCCCAGGCUCCGCGCACCUGCAGCCGAGGAUGACGUAGCAGCCCUGAGGUGGCCCGGGCCCUCCCAGCAGCCAGACCCACCCUGGGCAGCUCCCCACGUGGUCGGGCCCGACGACUUCGAGGAGCCAGGCCCCUGGGGGAAGGCCUGCAGCCUGCCCAUGUGGUCCACAGGCCCAGAGGCCAGGGAUGGGGACAGCUCAGUGUCAUCGGGCCGCCUCUCGUGCUCUUCGGGGGGCCACGAAGUGUGUGUGUCCUGGAAGGAGAGGCCGCCCCAGGUGUUGGGGCCCCAGCGGAGGCCCAGAAAGAGUGACCCAUGGCUGGAGCAGCUGAGAGACAAGAUCCGGGCCCAGGUGUGGCAGCAGGGGAGCUGUGCGUCCCUGGGCACCUCAGCCCCCUCCAGCGCCUCCAGACUCCACGAAGCCUCCACGCUGGGGCUUAGGAGGAAAACCCAAGAGGCAAAAAAUCCCCCUCCAGCCCCUCAAUGCUCAGGUUUCAGCAUCUUGAGUGCAGCUGAGCGCAAAGUUGAAGCCAAGGCAUCCCGUGGCCAGGGGCGCGAGCUCUCCAGGGUCUCCCAGCACCAGGUUCCUGUUCUAAGGGAAAAACCCAAAAGGGUCAAAAGCAGUUCUUGCAAAAGAGAGAAGACCCCCAAGUCGCCCUCCCCUAGAAGAGCGGCCAAAGACAAACACAAAGACGAAGAUUCGGAGCUGGUUGGUGUUUACGCCUGGAGAAAGGGACAAGCUCUGGUGAGGUCCCUGCUUGGGCCCCCUCCCGUCCUCCGCAGGCACCAUAGCAAGGAUCCCUCGAGAGACCCGGCUCUCACCGUGGACUUAGGAGACAGCGAGAAAGUCAUAGCUGCCAAGUGCUCACCGGUUUGUGCCCAGUUGCCCGAUGCCACCUCCGCCCACAGUGACCAGCAGGUGUCUGGGAACACACCCAGCCUGGCUUCCUUCGACCAGCCAGCGACCAUACAGACGGCCAUGGCCAUCCUACAAGACCUGCACCAGCAAAUCCAGGCUGGGCUGGAGCUGGCCCAGGCCCGCAAGGGAGGGCAAGAGCUCGGGCCAUCAAGGCGGAGGCUGCAGGACGUGGCAGGGAGGGGCCGCUGCAGGGACCCCAAUGCCCAGAGCUCCUUCUCUAAGAGUCCCUGGGCCAAGACAGAGAGGAAGCAUUCCUCUUUAGAGAGGGCUAGGAGUUUCCACACCUGGGAGCCCUGGAGCUCCUCCACUGCACGGGAGUCCUGUCCGCAGAGGGCCUGGGGGGCCCAAGGACAGGACCGCUCCUUCCAGAGGCCGGACAGUCCCCAUGAGGGGUUGGGCCACUUCUCCCAGCGGCCCUGGAGUGCACUGGCUGGGCAGGCCUGCAGUCCGCAGAGGGCCUCGGGGGCCCAAAGACAGGGCCUCUCCUCCCAGAGGCCUGGGAGCCCCCCUGAAAAGCGGAGCCCCUUCCCCCAGCAGCCCUGGAGUGCUGUAGCCACACAGCCCUGUCCACGGAGGGCCUGGACUGCCUGUGAAAACUGGGAGGACCCUGGCCCCAGACUGUGGAACCCUCUGGAAAGGCCCAGUCCUCCAGCCCAGCGGCCCUGGAGCAGCUCCGGCGUGCAGAGGGCCGGUCCCCAGGGCAAGGGCAGAGGCAUCGGCCCCCCCGUCUCGGCUGCCAAGCAUGCCCUGCCAAGGCCCACCGGGAGCUUCCCUCAGAACCCACUUGGGAAGGAGAAGGACACGCUGCGGCCCUGCCCCAGGUCCCGGGGGCUCCUGGGACCCUCGCACAGCUCCGAGUCCUUGCGGGAGUUCAUGCGUCAGAAGGCGCAGGCCUGGCGGCAGCAGGCCCUGGAGGAGAAGGCCUCGGCCCUGCGCGCACGGGAGCUGAGGAGCCGGAGGCUGCAGGAGGUCUACCGGCAGCAGAGGGAGGCCGUCCUCGGCAGGGCGGUCCCCGUGGUCUCCCGGACCACCCCUGGCAUCGUGACCUUUGUCUCCAGUUCUGCACAGUCCGGGGGCCUGGAAGCCUCCGGGAGCCUGGAGUCCCCAGUGCUGGAAUGGAGCAAAGUGACCUCUGGCAUGGUGCUGGGGGGCCAGGAAGCCUCAGGCAGCUUCUGCCUGUGUUUGAACAGAGCCUGGAACCAUGCUGGGACCCUAGAGCCCCCAGGGAUGGGGGGCCCCCAAGAUGGCCGGGAUGCCCCCGUGCUGCUGUCAGCUUCACCAUCUCUGGGAUCCCUGGAGCUCCAGGACCUGACCACCCGCUACCUACCCCGGGGGCUGUGCAUCUACCUGGACCCGAAGGAGGCUGAGCACCUGGGCACUUCCAGCUCCCUGCACCUCCGGCAUAAGCAGGCGCGGCUGCAGGCGCUAGAGACCACAGCCAAAGUCCUCAAGCAGCGGGUCGACAGCCUCACCGCCAAGCUGCAGGGUGCCAAAGCGCCGGACACCGUCAGGGACCCAGCUGUGGGCCUGCUGCGCUCGUGCCCCCACAGCCUACCUGCCGCCCCCACGCUCGCCACCCCCACGCUUGCCGCCCCAGCCUGCCCUGGAGCCUUGGGGCCCAACUGGGGCAGAGGGGCACCUGGGGAGUGGGUGAGCAUGCAGCCCCAGCCCCUUCUGCCCCCGACCUACUUCCUGGAUGGCGAGACACUGUUGUGGGGCCCCAGCUGGGAGCAACAGCAGAGUGUGAGCCCGAGGGCCCGCUGCGAGAGCAAGCCCCGAGGUUUUCCAGAGGAGGGACACGUGGACGUGAAACCGGACAAAAGGCUGCAGAGAGGCGUGGCCCCCUUCCAGGCCCUCAGCCCCUCUGCGGGGAGCUCAUAUGCGGGCCCAGCCACGCUGCACCCUAUCUGGGGCUCCCUGGGACUGGAGGAGACGCCGUCGGUCGGAGGGGCAGAUUCUGUGGCACCCUGCACCCCCCGGAGCUGCGGUAAGGGCGACCCUGCGGACAGGCCCUGGGCUGGCUGGUCGGGUGGCCGGGACAUCCACCGAGAACCCCUUCCACUGCCUAGCACUCGAGCUUGGCCCUACGGGGUAGAGAAAUCCUUUUCCACGUGGAGAGCAUCCAUGCCCCGUUAUUAAAGGUUUUGGAGGCUUU
Messenger RNA from Gorilla gorilla gorilla (western lowland gorilla), 3454 nucleotides. Its product is annotated as coiled-coil domain-containing protein 187. NCBI's taxonomy places the organism in Eukaryota, Metazoa, Chordata, Mammalia, Primates, Hominidae. Gene Ontology annotation, biological process: microtubule anchoring. The record is from RefSeq and is a predicted model, not a curated record. The transcript has 10 exons. Gene Ontology annotation, cellular component: centrosome. Gene Ontology annotation, molecular function: microtubule binding. Bases 247 to 3438 code for a protein of 1063 amino acids.